AAUGUGUUUAACACGCAAUUCCUAAAUACUCUUCAAAAAAAAUGGGCACAUCCGUUUUUCUCCUUCAUCUUAUACUUUCCUCAUUUCUCCUUUCCACUUUCUUCCUGGAACCUGUUCGUGGCACCAAAAAGUGUUACAUUGUAUAUUUGGGAGCUCAUUCUCAUGGUGUCAACCCUACUUCCGUUGAUCUCCAAAUUGCCACCGAUUCUCAUUACAAUCUUUUGGGUUCUAUCAUGGGAAGUGAAGAGAAAGCGAAAGAAGCGAUUAUUUACUCAUACAACAAACACAUAAAUGGGUUUGCAGCACUGCUGGAAGAGGAAGAAGCAGCAGACAUUGGCAAGAACCCUAACGUGGUGUCUGUGUUCUUGAGCAAAAAACAUAAACUGCACACUACCCGCUCUUGGGAGUUUCUUGGACUACACAGAAAUGGUAAGAACUCUGCAUGGCAAAAGGGAAGCUUUGGUGAAAAUACAAUAAUUGCAAACAUCGACACUGGUGUUUGGCCUGAGUCAGAUAGCUUCAGUGACAAAGGAUAUGGUCCCGUUCCCUCCAGAUGGCGUGGGGGUAAUGUCUGUCAAAUUACCAAACUUCCAAGCACUAAGAAAAAUCUAUGCAACAGAAAGCUGAUAGGAGCAAGAUUCUUCAACAAAGCUUUUGAGGCUUACAAUGGCCAACUUGUUCCCCCGCUGCAAACAGCGCGUGACUUCAUGGGACAUGGGACUCACACUCUAUCAACAGCUGGGGGCAAUUUCGUCGGAAGCGCGAGUGUAUUUGCGGUGGGUAAUGGCACCGCAAAGGGUGGGUCUCCGAGAGCACGAGUUGCAGCAUACAAAGUGUGUUGGGCUUUGACGGACGCAGCCGAUUGUUACGGCGCGGAUAUUUUGGAUGCUAUCGACCAUGCCAUCGACGACGGUGUCGAUCUCAUCAAUCUUUCAGUCGGUGGAUAUCACGAUGUGAGCCCCGAAGGAAUACUCACCGACGAGGUUUCCAUUGGAGCCUUCCAUGCGAUUUCUAGAAACAUACUUUUAGUUGCUUCUGCAGGAAACGAUGGACCCAUACCUGGUUCUGUUGUGAACGUGGCACCUUGGGUCUUUACCAUUGCUGCUAGCACCAUAGACAGAGACUUCAGCAGUACCUUAACAAUCAACAACAAUCAACAAAUCGAGGGAGCCAGUCUUUUUGUAAAUUUGCCACCGAAUCAGGCCUUUUCGCUGAUCCUCUCCACCGAUGCUAAGCUUCCUAAUGCCACAUUUCGAGACGCUCAACUGUGUAGAGCAGGAACACUGGAUCCCAGACAAGUGAAUGGGAAAAUAGUGUCAUGCAGUCGCGAAAACAUAAAAUCUGUUGCGGAGGGUCAGGAAGCUCUCUCUGCAGGUGCAAAGGGAAUGAUUGUGAGCAAUCAACCGCAACAGGGAACUACAAAUGAAGCUGAGCCACAUGUUUUCUCCGCUGUGGGCAGACCUAACCGUCAUCCCCCUCCUAAAACAGAUGCUACUCCUCCUCCCCCUCUUGCUACAGAGUUUCAAAUAGUUGACGCGGAGGAUCCUUUUAAAACAGGUGCUACCAUUAGAAUGUCCCCAGCAAGAACAUUAUUUGGAAGAAAGCCAGCUCCAGUUAUGGCUUCAUUCUCAUCAAGGGGACCCAAUAAGUUGCAGCCAGCAAUUCUCAAGCCUGAUGUGACUGCGCCUGGUGUGAACAUUCUUGCUGCCUACUCAGAAUUCGCAAGUGCAUCAACCUUGCUAACAGACAACCGUCGAGGGUUUAAAUUCAACGUAAUGCAAGGAACUUCUAUGUCUUGCCCUCAUGUUACAGGCAUUGCUGGACUUAUCAAAACACUUCACCCUAAUUGGAGUCCUGCAGCUAUUAAAUCAGCAAUCAUGACCACAGCAACCACACGCGACAACACUAAUAGACCAAUACAUGACGGGUUUGUUGAAACAACCGCAACUCCCUUUGCUUAUGGUUCAGGACAUGUUCAACCUGACCUUGCCAUAGACCCCGGCCUCGUUUACGAUCUAGGCCUCACUGAUUACUUGAACUUCUUGUGCGCUUCUGGAUACAACCAGCAACUCAUUUCUGCUCUCAAUUUCAACAGAACUUUCAUUUGUUCAGGCACUCACAGUGUAACAGAUUUGAACUACCCCUCAAUCACAUUGCCAAAUCUAAGCUUAAAAGCCGUAACCAUUGCUCGCACGGUAACAAAUGUUGGGCCACCAGGCACGUACACUGCCACUUUCCAAUUGCUUGGAUAUAACAUUACCGUUGUGCCAAGUUCCUUGACUUUCAGCAAAAUUGGUGAAAAGAAGACAUUCAAGGUUACUGUGCAGGCACGCAGUGAAACAAAGCGGAGAACUUAUGAAUUUGGGGAAUUGCGAUGGACUGAUGGAAAACAUAUAGUAAGGAGUCCUAUUACAGUAAAGCGGCGCAGAUGUAAACCUCUUCAAUGGAGUUGGUUGUGUUGGGAUUCUUAGUUAUCAUAGUACUGUUUGUUUAAAUUUAAGGAUCUCGUGUAAAUAAUAAUAAAUGCCUGUGUGUUUCUUUUUCUUUUAAGCCGUUUUGGGCUUUUAUGGUAUAUAUCACCGUUAGUCUGUGUAAUGUAUUGCGUGUUUUAAUCUAAAGCGAAUAAACGUUCUAAUCUUGGUGUUGCAGUUUAAAAAAUUUCAGUGAAAA
Molecule: messenger RNA, 2670 nt
Organism: Vigna unguiculata (cowpea)
Lineage: Eukaryota; Viridiplantae; Streptophyta; Magnoliopsida; Fabales; Fabaceae
Product: subtilisin-like protease Glyma18g48580
Biological process (GO): proteolysis
Molecular function (GO): serine-type endopeptidase activity
Source: RefSeq, a predicted model, not a curated record